GCUGAAGUGAAAUUAUUUCCUCUGCUGUCUUGCUGUGUCGGCCAGUGUUAUUCUUCAAGUAAAUUCAGGACGAAUAUUUUGUUUUGUUUGUUUCAGUUAUGUUUUUUCACAUAUUAUACGCUAAUGACAGGAGAGAUGAAUCCGUCUCGACCUGUGCCCACCGACAGCAUUUUCAUUUACAGGCCAGACAAGCGAUUGCAGGUUUGGAGGUUCGUCUUCUACAUGGUUCUUCAUGCAGGAUGGCUCCAUUUAUUGUUCAACUUGCUGGUACAAGUUUUAGUUGGACUUCCCUUGGAGAUGGUGCACGGAUCUUUCAGGAUAGGCAUUGUUUACAUGGCAGGAGUCCUUGCUG
Molecule: messenger RNA, 352 nt
Organism: Bemisia tabaci
Lineage: Eukaryota; Metazoa; Arthropoda; Insecta; Hemiptera; Aleyrodidae
Source: RefSeq, a predicted model, not a curated record